Ruditapes philippinarum (Manila clam) is the source of this 1296-nucleotide messenger RNA. Its product is annotated as glutaminase kidney isoform, mitochondrial-like. Lineage: Eukaryota; Metazoa; Mollusca; Bivalvia; Venerida; Veneridae. The record is from RefSeq and is a predicted model, not a curated record. Gene Ontology annotation, biological process: L-glutamine catabolic process. Gene Ontology annotation, molecular function: glutaminase activity.
CGAGUUCCUUCCCUUAAAAACAUUUUCAGUAUACCUUGUUAUGCAUGGUUUAUCAGAACACGUGUUCAUUGAUAAACAAAAACAUAUUAAGGUGGGUCAUAAACAGCCAAUGAAAACGCUCUUCAUAGCGCACACCUCCAGAUAAGCGCCGAAGCAUUCCGGAAAUACUUGAUACAGAGGUUGGUGGGGAAAGAAAAAGAAAAGAUAUUUCUUUCCGCUUACCAAAUAACGGCCACAUGUUGAUACUUAUUUUUUUCCACGAUAAUCCGUCAGUCGAUUAAUCUAUAGACCACAGUGGUAAACCAUUCGUGAUUCCGUAGUAUAAACCUUUGUUUUCAUCGAUUAUAGAAGGAGUAAUUAGUGGGUGGAGUAACAAAAUAAUUGUAACGAUAUAAUGAAGCAACUGUCUUUGAGAACCCACCUUACAUUCUCUGGAAUAUCAUCAUUUACUUCAACAUGUCACAGUUGUAUUAUAAAUCCAGUUAAAACAGUAAACAUGCUAAAAAUAAGAGCAUUUUCUUUCCAUAGACAUGGACAUAUUUGGAAGUCUAAAUUUACUAAAGAUGAAACCAGGUGUCCGAAACAUUAUUUAGCUGGGAAAAAUCAUAGUUUAAAUAUUCAUUCCAAUGUAAAUAAAGAAAGUUAUUAUUCAAGGAAUAAUGUAAGGAACUCCAGGGAUCAUUCAAUGACUUGGAAGAAAAGUUUGCGCAAUCUAACAAACUGUUUAAGGCUGGUACCAGGCUCAAAUCUAGAUAUAUUAGGAGGUUGCAGAUCAUAUCAUUCUGGUUCCAGUAUUUAUCUAAGCCCAGGAGAGAAAUGGCAGCCAGGAGCAAUUCCCCUUUUGGAUGAAAAUGCGAGUAUAAUAGAAGAUAUUGAAGAUAGAUUGUUUGACUAUUUAGGGGAUAAGAAUGGACGAGUUCAUAUUACAAGAUUUGUAAAUGCACUUACAUCUACGGGAUUGAGGGAAAAUGAUCCACGGCUGGCAGAAUGUUUUCAGGGGUUGUCUCGGUACCAAUCGUCCGGGAGAUUUCAGGACGGUGAUAUGUCUAAGUUCGGUCCAACCAUAGAUCGUGAAACUUUUAAACAAUGUAUAGCAAAGAAUAUAUCCCUGAUCUCGACUGCGUUUAGGAAUGAGUUUAUCAUACCGGACUUCAGUCAGUUUUGCAGUGAUAUAGAUGAACUAUACUGGCAGUGUAGAGAAAACAUUAGUGGAAAUGUAGCAACAUAUAUACCUCAGCUUGCUAGAUAUAGUCCUAACUUCUGGGGUGUGGCGGCGUGUAGCGUAGAUGGACAGAG